CUCUUCGCUCGCCUUCACAGACCACAGCUCCUCGCCACUGAUCGUCUACUCCACCGUCGACCACCUCCUUAUCGGCGGUGCUACUAUCAACCUCCCACCGCCGCUUCCAAUCUGCCAAGCGCCUCAGAAAUUGAUAGAGCAAUAAUGUCAACCGACUCCUCAAGUGAAGAAGAUUCCUUUACUGAUGUAUGUAACUACAGAGAUAGAGCACCUUCCCAUUACCUACUACAUGUUGAAUCAUUCUCCAGUCUUACUAAGAUGCUAAAGGAAGGCGGACUUCAGUGUUACAAGUCUAAAGUUUUUGAAGCUAGUGGCUAUAAAUGGAAAUUAUCAAUCUACCCUAAUGGUGAUGCAAGUAGGAGUAGUGAGGGAUAUAUCUCUAUGUUUCUGUCUAUUGAAGACACAUCUGCAUUGCCUAAGCGGUGGGAAAUAUACACAAAUUUGAAGUUCUUUAUAUUUGAUCAGAAUCGUGACAAAUACUUGAUCUUCCAAGAUGAUCAAGUAAGCAGGUUCCAUCAAUUGAAACGAGAAUGUGGCGUCAAGGAAUUGAUCUCUCGUGAUGAAUUUGAUGAUGCUGCCAAUGGGUGCCUUGUUAAUGACAGAUGUGCUUUUGGAGUUGAGGUUUUUGUGCUUGAUUCUAAGUUUUCUGGAGAAUGUUUGAGCCCGUCAGUAAAAGUUGAUAAAACCUAUACUUGGAAGGUGUUUAAGUUCAGUCAUUUGGGCGGCGACGGUACAAUUCAUUAUUCUAAGGAAUUUGAUGCAGAGUCUUUCAAAUGGAAGUUGGCAUUCUACCCGCGCGGAAAUCGCAAGCCAUACGGGAAACACCUUUCUUUGCAUUUGGAGCUUGUUGAUCCGGGAAUCACUUCUCCUAGACUCCUUGUGCAUUUCGAGUUAUCCGUACUAAACCAGAAAUCUGAGAACCAUAUAGAGGCUAAAGCUUGUGAAUAUUUUGAUCAUCAAUCUUCAUUCUGGGGCUGGGAUGAAUUUGCGCUGUUGACUGAUCUGCGGAACGAGACUAAUGGCUUCAUUGUUGAAAAUUGCUUGAUCAUUAAAGCACACAUCAAGACUCUGUCAAUCAUAGACAGCUAAGCUUCUUCUAUUUGCAACUAAAUAUAUAUGGUAUUAGUAAAAAUGGUGGAACGUGUGCUAAGGUCCCCGAAUGGAGUAUUAAGUUUUUGACAUUAGAAAUGCGGACGCAUGUGUUUAAUGUUAGAUUGGAAAUUAAUAGUUUUGUGUUAACAUUAUCCCAGGUUGAUUUACUAGUCUUAUUACUUUAUGGUUUGAUGCAUGAUUACUUACAAGGCGUACCGGGUUCACAGAAUAAUUUACCGUAUAAUGAUUGG
Molecule: messenger RNA, 1343 nt
Organism: Ipomoea nil (Japanese morning glory)
Lineage: Eukaryota; Viridiplantae; Streptophyta; Magnoliopsida; Solanales; Convolvulaceae
Exons: 7
Coding region: 145-1089 (314 amino acids)
Molecular function (GO): protein binding
Source: RefSeq, a predicted model, not a curated record